Molecule: messenger RNA, 1080 nt
Organism: Paramecium tetraurelia
Lineage: Eukaryota; Ciliophora; Oligohymenophorea; Peniculida; Parameciidae
Exons: 5
Source: RefSeq, a predicted model, not a curated record
AUGAUAGUUGCCUUAUUUAUUACAACUGCAUUAGCUCUAUAGAUGAAUGAGCAGGCCACACUCACAACGGAAGCUCAAACUGCUGUUAGAGAAUUUGUUCAAUCUGGUCCAUUAGGGAAGAUGAUGUUCGAGUUUGCUUAAGUAGAGAUGCACAGGCUUCUGGCUUUUGGUCGUCAAUAAGAAGACAGAUUGAAUGAUGAGAAUACUAUUUGGUAAAAUAGACUUGGAGAUCAUAAUGCUCGUAGAAUUCAGUAUGAGUCACUGGUAACAGAAGGGGUGGAUUAGCUAUUAAUAGGGAUAGGAAAAAAUUAACCCUAAGAAUAUGAACCUAGAAAAGAGGAACUCAAUGAAAUUUUAACAACUUUGAAAACAAACAUGGGCAAAAAUGAAGUUGCUAAAAAGAAUGCAGAAGCAUUGAGAGCUGAAUAGAAUUCAUAAUUCUAACAACAAGCAAAUGAAAUUACUGAAGCUAUUAAAGCAACUGAUGACACUCUAGAAUACAUCAAGAGAUGCAGUCAGGGUUCAUUUAUUGAAGUUGACAAAAUUAAUGAUCAUCUUCUUUUCUUGUAAAAGAAAUCAUCUAAAUCUACUGAUUAUGUUGGAUCAAUAAUCUAGGCAUUAAUGUAAAUUAGUGAAAAGCAGAACUUUGCUGAUAGAGAGGUUUAAAAGUAAUUGGUUGAUCUAUUGUAAUCAUUGAGAGGCUAUUUUGUGGAAACUUUAUAAGCAGCCUACAAUGAUGAGGAUUAAUAGAAAUUAUUGCAUGAAAAUAGAAUGAAUCAAUUAGAAAAUGAAAAAUAAGUAUUUGAAAAACAAUAUAGUGAUGCUUAUGCUGAAAGAGAAUAAAGAUCAUUAUAAAUCGAAGAUACCAAUAGAUUAUUAGAUACAAGAGGCAAAGAAUUAGCAGGUUAUUAAGAUCGAUUGACUACUGAAAACAAUAAUUUUUCUUAAAAUCAAAAGAUUCAUGAUGAUCUAGUAGCAGCUAUUAGUGGAGAAAUAGGUUUUAUUGAAAAAGCAUUAGAUGUUUUGAUGACCUAAGCGUUUUCUGAUGAACUCUAAUCAGCUAUUAAUAAAGCUAAAUGA